This is a messenger RNA of Sphaeramia orbicularis (orbiculate cardinalfish), 5752 nucleotides long. It is a transcript of the gene slx4, whose product is annotated as SLX4 structure-specific endonuclease subunit homolog (S. cerevisiae). Lineage: Eukaryota; Metazoa; Chordata; Actinopteri; Kurtiformes; Apogonidae. Gene Ontology annotation, molecular function: protein binding. The record is from RefSeq and is a predicted model, not a curated record. The coding region runs from base 234 to 5543 and encodes 1769 amino acids. Gene Ontology annotation, cellular component: nucleus; Slx1-Slx4 complex. The transcript has 14 exons. Gene Ontology annotation, biological process: DNA replication; resolution of meiotic recombination intermediates; DNA repair.
GCGGUUGACGCUGAGCUUUCAAAAUGAAAAUAAACCUGUAAGGGCUUUUAUAGCUUUUAUUAUCAGUGUUCAAAUAUGUUGUCUAAAAUAUACCACAUAUAUGCCCGUAACAGAACCACAAACCGGCUGCUAUGAGAUGGAAAGCUGAAGCUACGGAGCAAUUUCAUCAAAACUGGUCAUCUUAACAGAGGCAUGCCGGCAUGGCCUUUUAAAAUGAGAGGAAGCAAAGUACAAUGGACGACUCAGACCAGGAUUUUGUAGAUCUUUGCUCGAAGCUGCUGAAAAGGGUCCGUAAGAAGCCAGCUGAACCCCGGCAGCCGAAGAAAGUAGAGCAUCAGUCCUCCAGCCAGGCAAACGAAGAGGAAAAGAGGAGGAGAAACAACAAAAAAGAUGAAGGAUCCCGUUAUAAGUGCACUCCUGCUGUCAGUGGGACCCAGCCUGGUUGUUCAGGAGAUGCUGGAUCAUCUGGCUGUGCACCUGCAGAGCCGAGAGCGAAAGAUAAAGUGCUGCACAGAAUGCAACAGUUCAGAAGACCCAGUACACAGAAGAUGAUGCUCCACAAUGAGUGUGAACCAACAGAGCAGGAGAAUUACAGCUGUCCACGUCCAGCGCCACAAAAACAAGAAAAUCCAGAGUUCUGCAGCACUGAUCUCCCCCCAGUGUCCUCAGACAGCGAUGAGGCUUUGGCCCUUCGGCUGCAGCAAGAACUCGACAGGGAGGUUGCAGAGGCACGGGUGCUGGACCUGGAGGAUGAAGGCCUCUUCUUCUGUCAGAUCUGUCACAGAAAUCUUUCACACAUGAGCCCUGAAGGACGCACACAGCACAUUAACAGAUGUUUGGAUGAAAGUGAAGCUCAUCCCCCACUCCCUCCUCCACCACCAGGUGUCCCUGACUGUCCCAUCUGUGGCAAGAAGUUCAAGAGUCAGAAGAGUCGCUCCACCCAUUUGAAGCGCUGCUCCUCAGACAUGGGCGUCUCUCCGGCUGUGUUGCUACAGGCUCUGCAGAGACAGGCUGAGGAGACCCCCAGUAUCCCGGCUGCUAAUCUACAGACCGGAGGCACCAAAAGGAAAGGACUUCCAAAGCCAGGACUUCCAGCAAGGAAAAAGCCCAGGAAGAAGAUUAAAGCCCUGGAUGAAGACACCAUGGUGGCCCUGGCCCUGUCCUCUUCCCUGCUGGAACAGGAGAAGGAGAAGCAGAGAGAGAUGGAGGCUGAGAGAGGAAUACAAAAACAAACUGCUGCAUCACAAGUCUCCAGGACUCCAAUGCUGAUGUGGAGGCCAGAUGCAGGUAAGGGGCGUGGUAAGAGGAAAAAAGGUGGGGUUUCUCGUCCCCCUCCACUCCUCCUCAUCCAGGAUGCUGAGGCGGCCCUGGCGAGGCUGCAGGAACGUGUUUCUGCCCUCCUCCUACGCAGUCGUGCCCCCUCCCCUCCCACCCCUACACGCUGCCCCAGUACUCUGUCGGGUUGGAGUGGUGCUGCCCCCCUCUGGCAAAAAAGUGCCCUGCUGAAUAAAGGCCCCUCCUGCACGUCUGAUUUCUACACACCAGAGCUGAGGGAGUUCAUUGAGCCUUGGGAAUCAGCAGCGCCAAACAUGCCCUCCUCUGUCAGAAUCGAAAAUCCUGACUCUACUUUUCAGCCUGAGAGUGAACGAACUCCUGUAACUAGACCCAGGGCCUCCAUCCUGCCAUCCUCGGCCCAGAUGGCCUGCUCCUCUACGCCUCCCUCUACUCCAGGGACAGGGCAGCUCCCAGUGAGCAGCCAGGUCCUUCGAGACCUGAUAGAGCUGGCUGAAGACGGCAUGACCUUAACCCAGCAUGACUACACCACCUCAGGCCCUAUAAAAGAUAUUCAGAGCAACUCUGCACACCUUCAUCUGAGUGGAUUUGUUCCAGAGGAUGCAAAGGAGCAGAAUGACCUCUGUGUGAGUGGCUUUUUACUAGAGACAACACAUACACACUCAGAGGGCAUCCACAACUGGGGAGGAAACACAACGAAUCAUCCAGGAGACAGAGACCGAGGCAGCCACAAAGCAGUGGCGCUGUCCAGACUGGCAUCAGACCUGAGCAGCAUGGUGAACAACCCUCAGCUCAGUGAUGUCCAGCUCCAGGUGGAUAGUGGAGACGUCUACUUCGCUCAUUCCUUCAUGGUGUAUGCUCGCUGCCCCCUGCUGGCAGAACUGGUGCAUGAAAGUGGUUUUGGGGUGAAGGAAGAAGGAGUGCCUGCAGCUCAGAGGGUUUUGAUGAGUGAUGUCCCAGGUCAGGCAGUGUUUGCUCUGCUGCAGUACCUCUACACAGCCCACUGCUCCUUCCCAGCCUCACUGCGGCCUCAUAUUUUGGAGCUGGCAUCCAGGUUUGACUUGCAGGAGCUCCAACAGAUUUGUCAGCUCCGCCAAGAUGACACAGCAGCUCAGGGAGAUGACACAGAAUACACAUACCACGAGCAGAAUGUCAAUGAUCAAACGGACCAGGCCUUUUUAGAGCUCCUCCGCUCCAUGUGGAACGAUGAAGAACAAGAUGAGGAAGGAAUGGAUACUGAUGAAGGAAGGGAUAGAGAGGAGUCAGAAAAUCAAUGUGAUGAUCCUACAUCAGGUGAUAGGGAGAUGCCUGAGGAACAAGUGAAUGAAGAUGAGUUGAUGGAGAUUUAUGAGUUUGCUGCCACGCAGAAAAAGAAGGAGGAGGAAGAAGACAGUGUGGAGGAGGAAAAAAAGAAUGACGGAGACUUGGAAAUGGCUGAAGAUCAAGUAUUCACAAAACUCACAGAGCAGCAGCCCAAUUGUCAAUCUGGGCCAAAUUCCAGCCUGGAUCGCAGCUACAACCGCCUGUUCUCAGACUCAUGGGGGAUAUACGAGGAAGAAGACCCCUCUACGUUACCCUCCACCUCCAGACAAUCAAAUAGACAUACCAUUCAAUCACAGUUUGAUCAUAAACUCUCAUCUGAACCACUGGCCAGAACUGUCCUUCAGUCCUCCGCAAGCGUAAUUGGCAAACUUUCUCCAAGCCCUCCACCCAGUACACCCAGCAUGCCUGUCCCUGGUCUGUCCCCUGGUGGUGAAGAACCUGGAGCAGCCACAUUGGAAGUGCAAAAUGAUUGUAUUCAACUCAGAGAUAAAAAUCUGUCAUUGAAGACAGAAAGCCAAGGACCUCGUAUUCUUUGCAUCCCACUUUCCCCUGAUUAUCCACAGGAAAACAAACAACCUGAGCUGAUUGUUUUGUCCGACUCAAGCGAAGAAAUGGAAGUUGAUUACGCUGUUCUUAGUUCUCGCAGUCCUUCUCCAUGCAUCAAGGAAAACACACAGAACUACACCCAUAUCAAAGAACAAGUAAAACCUAAUGAGAUCAAUCCAAAGUCUAAAGGGCAAGGUGAUUUGGACUCUAGUCUUACUGGCAAACUGCCUGUUUCAGAGCCAGGUGGACCAGGCUCUGGUUGUCAAAGUCCAGUAAACUGCUCUCCAGAAGUUUCCUGGCUGAUCCCGUCCACACCAGUCCAGCCUGGAAGAAGCAUCCGGACCACUUCGAGUCAAACCAACAGCAGCAUGUGCAGGACACAGCUUUUCACUAAAGGUGAUACUUCCUCAAACGCAUCCUCUUUAUCUUCUCCCAUGUCAGACCGAAUCCAGAGAUCCACCAGUCCACCUAGAGUUUCUAGCAUCACUGGCCUCACACAUGCCAGUGUUUCCAGAUUGAAACCUGACAGGACAGCUCCCUCCAUCUCCAGCUUGGACGUAAGUGUUUCUAAUAAACACAGCAGCAGCCAGAAGAGGCGUACAGACAGUAAAUUGGACUUUCCAGUGUUUGUAGGUCCCUCGUGCCAAGCUAAGCCUUCACAGCUCAGAAACUCAAGUAACCACCUCUCAUGUCUACCUUCCUCAACACGGGAUCCCCAUCUUCACAUCCCUACAUACUGCAGCACUCCCCUGCAUACUGAGCUCCACCAGACCCCCGUUCCACCUCCAGAGUCUCCACUCGCCCCUGUCUCUACUGACCCCGAAAAAUCCAAAUCAGCAGCUCAAGAAACAGAGAAGACACCCACUACAAGUCCAGAGAAGACCGUGUUAAACAGUUUUCACCUCUCACCCCUGUCUGAACGCUCUUCAUCAUCUCACAGAGCCCCCCCAGGCUCUAAUAAAAGUCAGUGUUCUCCUGAAUUCAGCUGUCAUGAUAAUACAGGGAAUGAUGGGGAUGAGAGGAGGGAUGGAAGGCAUGAGGACAAUGAUGGCCAGAUAGAAUGUGAGCAAGAUAUUGAAACGGAAGAGGCUGCAGAGUCCAGUUUCCAGCAGAGCUUCAUGGACGAACCUCCGAUAGCCUUCAAUGAUUCAUGGGGCCUCGACGCCUGCGUAGAAAACCCAGGCUGCUUCAGUCUAAAGCUGGAGGAGAGCAGAGGGUCUAGUCGGCAAGACCAGAGCCUGGAGCAAAGAGAAACAGCCGAGUCAUCCACCUCAUCCCUCUGUCAGCCUGUACCAUUUAGCCGACAGGUGCCUUCUAUGAACAGCCGUGGUGACACCACAAAGUCUUCUCUAUUUUCAACUCGAGCUUCAGAUUUGCCAUCCAGGGUAGAAGCACAUGUAGGGCCAUCCCUUACCCCUUCACCACCAGACCCCAUUGCACAUCCUGCUCCAGAUAUCAACAAUAGCCUUCUGGACUCCAAAAUAUGGGACAGCUGGGAGGAGGAUGAAGAGGAGGAAAGGGCUCUUCCUCUUUCUCAGAGAAUAAACCCCACUGUCCAACUCAAAACUCCAAAGUCAUCCCACAACGCAAAGCAUCGCUCCUUGGAACCCAUCACUCCCAUGCCGCAUUACUCCGACAUGGACACACCGGAGCUCAAGAACAAACUCACCAGGUUUGGUGUUCGACCUUUACCGAAACGCCAGAUGAUCCUCAAACUGAAGGAGAUCCACGAGUACACUCACCAGCUGGUCAGUUCAGACUCUGAGGAAGAGGCACCAUCGAUGGGCCAUGCUACUCAGACGAAGCCCCCUACCACUUUGAAGCCCUCCGUCUGCAGGCCGGUCUCCUGCACCCAGAUACCACCAUUCAAAGAGCCUAGAGCCCCGACUGCUGCCUCCCCCAUGAAACAUAACAGAGAGGAAGAGGAGGCAGAGCCGCUGUCUGCCUCACAGGACUCCAACACCUCUUCAACCGCUGCCAGUGAGGAAUCAGAAAGGUCAAAUCCUGAGCUGUGUCUGUUGUCUGAUGGCGACUCGGACAGUGAUGGCAGUAUUUCUGCGUCCCAGGCAGCGACACGACUCCAGGAUCGCCUCCUCGCAGUGCGCUCCUUCAUCCUGUCUAACCCAGGGCUUUACGACCAGAUCCUGCAGUACCAGCCUCUGGUUUUGUCCCAGUUUCAGCAGCAACUUAAGGACGCAGGGAUCCGCCUGGGAGUUGCUAAACUAGCUGACUACCUGGACUCCCAGUGCAUCACCUUCACCACGGCCAAGCCGGGACACUCUGCACCAGGUCGCAGACGAGCCAAAAAGACGGGCAAGGGGGUAAGGACAGCAGGUGACAGCAGAGCAAGGAGGAAAAGAGGUGUCACAGCUGUAAACUAACAUUUUUUUUUAUGUUGGGACUGCCUGUGGAUUUACAAGACAUUCAACCAAUUGUCCUGAUGAGCGAAUGAAACUUCCUUGGCUAAGACAGAUUUUUAAAAAUUGUUUAAAACUAUGUAAGAAAAUGAUUUCUUAAUGAAAUGUUUUAUUGAGUUUCUAAUGUUGCUUUUAUUUUAAAUCCCAUGUGAAAUUAAAUGGUUCCUGUGUCU